Messenger RNA from Jaculus jaculus (lesser Egyptian jerboa), 1735 nucleotides. It is a transcript of the gene Nfkbil1, whose product is annotated as NFKB inhibitor like 1. Gene Ontology annotation, biological process: negative regulation of toll-like receptor signaling pathway; canonical NF-kappaB signal transduction. Bases 90 to 1205 code for a protein of 371 amino acids. Gene Ontology annotation, cellular component: nucleus. The record is from RefSeq and is a predicted model, not a curated record. The transcript is spliced from 4 exons. Lineage: Eukaryota; Metazoa; Chordata; Mammalia; Rodentia; Dipodidae. Gene Ontology annotation, molecular function: protein binding.
UCUUUCCCGCCUCCCUCCUCCGAGCGGCUCAAACUCAGGCCUCGGGCCUUCAGCUCUGAGGGUCCUUGGGGGGGCGGGGUGCAGAUCUGAUGAGUGACCCCUCCCCCCAGCUCCCGGAGGGAGAAGCCUCUACGUCUAUGUGCCGGCCCAAGAGUUUCAUGGCCUCCACUGCACGCAGGCGACGCAGAGAGCGUCGCUUCCGUCGCUACCUGUCUGCAGGACGGCUGGUCCGGGCCCAGGCCCUCCUCCAGCGACACCCAGGCCUUGAUGUGGAUGCUGGGCAGCCCCCACCUCUCCACCGGGCCUGUGCCCGCCAUGACGCCCCUGCCCUGUGCCUGCUGCUGCGUCUUGGGGCUGACCCUGCCCACCAGGACCGCCAUGGCGAUACGGCGCUGCACGCUGCUGCCCGCCAGGGCCCAGAUGCUUACACGGACUUCUUCCUGCCACUGCUGAGUCGCUGUCCCUCAGCCAUGGGCAUAAAGAAUAAGGAUGGAGAGACCCCUGGGCAGAUUCUGGGCUGGGGACCCCCCUGGGAUUCUGCAGAAGAGGAGGAAGAAAAUGAGGCUUCCAAGGAGUGGGAGUGGCGGCAGAAGCUGCAGGGAGAGCUGGAGGACGAGUGGCAAGAGGUGAUCGGGAGGUUCGAAGAUGACACCCAGGAGCCCGAGUCCUUCUCUGCCUGGUCAGAUCGCAUGGCCCGGGAGCACGCGCAGAAGCGGCAGCGGGAGGCUGCAGGACCCUGCCGACCCCCGAGGGCUGAGGGCCCGGGGCGCAGCUGGCAACAGCAGGAGGAGGAGCAGCGGCUCUUCCGAGAGCGAGCCCAGGCCAAGGAGAGAGAACUGCGGGACAGCCGGGAGAGCCGAGCCCGAGGAGUCGGAGAGGCCCAAGGGAUCAGGGCUGGGCCAGGCGCCGAGCGCCCCCGAGACCCAGGGAGAAGCAGCCUCUGGCGCUUUGGGGACGUGCCCUGGCCCUGCCCUGGCGGAGGGGACCCCGAGGCCAUGGCCGCAGCCUUAGUGGCCAGGGGACCCCCGCUGGAGGAGCAGGGGGCUCUGAGGAGGUACUUGAGGGUCCAGCAGGUCCGCUGGCACCCUGACCGCUUCCUCCAGCGAUUCCGAAGCCAGAUUGAGACCCAAGAGUUGGGCCGAGUGAUGGGGACUGUGACCGCCCUUUCUCAGGCCCUGAACCGCCACGCAGAGGCCCUCAAGUGACCAAAGGACCCCGCAGCCGAGCUGCGGGAGGACGGGGAUGUUGGCCUCGGGGAUGGACGCAGAGGAGCAGGUGCUGCGCUGGAGCCAAGCGGCGGUGUGGGUGGGGCACGUGGGCCGCUUCUGCUCCUUUCCGUUCUGCGUUUCCUAAUAAGACCUGCUCCCACAGCUCCCGGAGUCUCUGCUUUUUCCAUCGCUGUGGUUUUCAUCACCCAUGACAGCGCCUUUCCCUCUGCUGUCGAAACCCACCGCUCCUACACGCCUGCCACAUGCAAGCACCCAUGUGCGCCCUCAGCUGGAGACCAAGAAGCCCCCUCCAUGCUCUCCCUUGUCAGCCCUCUGAAGGCCCAGUUCAUCCUCCAGCCCCCUCGCCCUUCUCUGAUGGGGUCCUGUCCACUCUACAUUCUGAAGCGAAGAUGUGAACAGAGGCAAAAAAAGGAACCACACCAGAUCCCCUCCCCGAACCCCCUCGCAGACCACAUCCUCCUCCACACCUCACCCCCACUCAGGGCUUUCCCUCUGCUGAGUCACUU